GUGGGUGUUUAAAUCCAUCGUUGAAGGAAAGCAUGCGACCACCGAGGAAAAUACAGCCGAUGUAGACAUUGUGUAUGACAGUGAUGAAUCCUCGUGUGUGACCAUAAAAGAUUCACUGACAAAAAUACAAGUUGCUUCUUCAGGGUCUUCUGGCGGAAAGCGUUCGCAGAAACGCUGUGUGUUUACUGUGAAAAACUUGAUUUGAAGUUGGCAAGGCAUCUGGAACAAGAUCAUAGUAGUGAAGUUGAAGUUGCCAAAGUUUUAAAUAUGAAGAAAGGAUCAAAUGAAAGGAAACGGGCCUGGGCAGUAAUAGCGGCUAAAGGCAACAAUUUAUAUAAUACAAAAAUUAAAAAUAAAGGAUUUGGGACUUUAAUACCAAAAUACCGUCAGAGAAAAGAGCAAGACGUUAGAAAAUACCUCCCAUGUGAGUUUUGCAGAAUGUUAAUAGUAUCGUCAGACCUUUGGAAACACCACAAAAGUUGCGUCGGAAAUGAAAACAUGGUUAAAAGCGAUGCCCCUGUUAGAAAUUCAAAAUUGUUAGAGGCAUGUUGUUCCACUGACAACUCGGGUCUUGGCGAAAUAUUUCGAAAGAAAGUUGUCGCAAACAUGAGAGAUGACAUAAUAGGCCAGUGGGCAAAAGCUGACAGAUUGAUAAUGAAGUUUGGAGAAAGGCGGUUCGAAAAAACGGGAAAUUCCGAAACCUCACAUGCACAUAUAUCUUGCCGCAUGCGUGAGCUGGCGAGAUUAGCAGUAGCUAUGAAGAAGAAAAUACCUACUGUAGACAAUCUAGAAAAAUGCAUCCAGCCUGUCAUGUGGACUUCACUUUUGGAAACAAUUAAAGAGGUUGCCGGAUUCGACCCCGAUACAUGCUCCUUCCAGUCCCCAUCAUAUGUAGAAAAGGUUGGAAAUAGUUUAAAAAAAGUGGCUAAAAUGCUCAGGACACAGGCUUCAGAGGCGGAAGACACUGUGCAAGAAGAAAGAAUGACACGAUUUCUAAAAUGCUACGAUGACGAAUACUAUGAAAGAAUGGUUUUCAUGGCCAAAGAGUCCUUGGCCAUUGAAAGGUUUAAUAAACCUAAGCUUCUACCACUCGUAGAAGAUGUUGUGAAACUCUCAACUUAUUUGCGUGAGGAAGCGGAAAAAUUAAAGCCAGUGUGCAAGAUGAUGUCAAAGAAAUGUAUUCGGCCCUUUGCAAGUUAUCAUUAGCCGAAGUUAUACUAUUUAAUAGGAAGAGGUCUGGGGAAGCAGAACGGUUAAAAAAAGAAGACUUUCUAAAGGGCUGUGUUAAUGAAAAUGUAGACAAAGACGUUUCAAAAACAUUAAGCAAAUUUGAAAGACAGUUAUGUAGAUCUCACUUCAGAGUUGAAACGCGGGGUAAGAGCCUUAAACGAGGGAGGAGAGUUUCCAUACUUUUCACGAAAAAUAUGAAGGAAAACCUUGAUAUCCUUUUGAAGCUUCAGUCUAGGUUACAUAUAGAAAGUGAUUAUGUGUUUAUAAGACCGGGCGGAAGGAAACCUUUUAGGGGGAAUGACGUUCUGAAAGAGGCGGCCGAAACUGCAAAUGUUACGCAUGCUUCUAGAAUAACAUCAACUAGUUUAAGGAAACAGUUGGCAACAAUGUCGCAGGUUCUGAAUCUAACAGAGAGCAACCAGGACCUACUAGCAACGUUUAUGGGACACGAUAUUAGAAUUCACAGGGAAUAUUAUAGGCUUCCAGAAGGAACGCUAGAAGUGGCGAAAGUAUGCAAGAUCCUGCACCUUUUAAAUACCGGCAAGAUAACUGAGACUGAAGCUGCAAAAAUUCACGAUAAUACCCAGUCUUUUAUCGAUAAAGAAACGACAGUGACUGACGAAGAAAAUUCAAGUGAUGAAGAUGAUGAGCAGUCAGAUGGCCAAUGCGAUGGUGCAGAGCCUAGUAGACUAAGUGUUGUUUCUCCACCGAGAUCAGAACCUACUGUCAAACCUCGAUAUGGGCUACAGAACACAGGAGAUUUUGACUCCGAUGAUGAUGUGGGUGAUCCUGACUGGGUUAACAAUAAAAGACAAUAUGGUAAUUGCUUGCAAUUUUUCCUUAUUUAUUCCUACGUGUUGUUAGUAUCAGUUAUACUCGGAAAUAUAAAGUUUAAGGCAAAAAUUAAAUACGAAUUGGCAGGGGUUAUUGACCAGGUAUAAAGUUCUGCUUCGAACGAGAAGUAGCUGAAUUGCUCAUUUCAUUUGUUAGAAAUGGAAUGUGAAAACUUGCCAUUUAGUUUAUAAAAAUCGUAGCAUAUGACGCACGCUUCUGUUUAUAAGCUUUAUAACCAUACACAUGUUUUUCUCUAAUUGAAAAAUACACUAAUUUCGACCAGUAAAUUUCUCAGCAUAACGCUCGAUUCACAGGAAAACAAUUGCAAAUUAUUAGAAAAUCAGUAUAGCGUUUUAAUCAUCUGCAAUGUUUUUUUUUAUAAAUUUUUAUUGCAGACAGUGAUGAAUCCGAUGAUGACCUAAAAACAAGAAAGAAACAAAAGAAAAACUGUGGUAAAAAGCUAAAUUAUAUAUGUUGACAGCAUUUAAAUUUAAGCUUCUAUCAUGAAAUUGUAAUUGUUCAAAGAUAUCUUGAUUUUAAACACAAUCUCUUAUGUUACAUACCAAAUUUGGUCGACUUUUGAUUUAACGUUCAAAUUUUAACGGAAUACAAUUGUCAUAUAAAGUGCUUUCCGGUUAUAAUGGGGUAAUUUUUCUGGGAGCUGUUUCUUGCUUGUAACUCUGAGAUCUUCAGUUGUUAUUUCAUCAAAAAAAAAUUCUACAUGUAUGUAUCAAAAUAUGAGGUACAUGAUGAUUGUAUAAAUGUUGUCUUCUCUCUGUUUUUGUUUUGUAAAUGUUUAAAUUUCUUUUUUUUUUCAGGCAAAAAAAGUGGACACCAGAAGAAGACAGAGUUGUGAUGACCGCAUUUCAAAAAUAUGUCUACCUUAACAAAUUGCCAGGAAAGGCUGAAUGUGAUCGGUUGCUAAACGAAAAUCCAUGUUUGGGCAGAAGAAGUUGGCGUAACAUUAAGGACUUCGUUAGGAAUAAAACAACAAAAUUGAAUAAUGAUUUAAAGAAGAAACAGAAAUAAAUCUGAAUUGGUUAUACAAUCCUGACGAGACGGAGUGCAUGCAUAAUUGUAGAUCCAAAUGACGUAUAAGUAUUAGAUGGUAUUCAUAUUUUUAUAGCUUGUGUAAUGUACGCAACAAAAUGUAUAGAUCAUUACUAUUACUAUUCUAAAUUAUAAGUUUCACUCCUGUGAUUAGAAUAAGUAUCAUUAAACAUGUUAAAUGAUAUUUAUCUAAUACGUACUUUACUAUGAAAUGUUAUUAUACAAGCAUGUUACUGCAGCUAAUGUUUUCUUCAAUUAAAUAGAAUUGUUUUAGACAACAAACGUAUUUAAAUCAUAUAUCGUAAAUAUGCAGAAUUAAUAAGUACAUGUUACAAUGAAAAGUAAAUAAUCAGGAUGUUGUUUUACAUUUUUUAAGAUUUAGAUCAUUCAAAGCGAGUACAAAUGUUCCCCAUGUACAUCAACUUUAAUUCAUUCUAACGUCUAUAUGUAUUCAAACCCUGUCAGAAUAAUUCUAGAGUUAUUGAUUUGGUAGUGUACAUUUCAAAGCGAAAUUUCACACAAUUAUUUGUUUGCUUUGAAGUAUUUACUUGGAAGUUUAAAGGCAGUUAUGUUUAAACUCGAUUUUGACUUUUAUUUUGUUUCGUAAAAGACAUAUCCUUAGCGUUUAACUUUACAUUAUUGUUUUGCCAUGAAUGCAAAGAUCAUAGUACUAUAAUAUAAUAAUAACUAGCUUUCCACUGGAGAUUUGUCAAGAUCAAUAAUUCAAGAUAAAACAUUAUAUUUCCUUGGAUUAUUUACAUACGUAACAGUAACUUUAAACCGUGUCAUACAACGCAAUAAGAUCUUUUUAUAUAGUAUACACAUGUUUCAAUAAUUAUAAAUGUAUAUAAUAUGAAUAUACAUUAUGCACAUUGUAUGUUAUUUUUCCGAGGGCGGUCGUAUUGGCCCGAAGCCGUAGGCCGAGAAUCAAUACUAAUUUCCCAGGACAAAAUAACAAGACAUACUAUCAAAUCAUUUAUCUAAUGAUAAUUGAGUUUAAUAGAUAACUACGAUCUAUUAUGACGAGCGGACUAACGUUUUCGUACUUGUAAUAAUGUUACUGCCAAGAUUGCAUUACUGUAAAUUAAUUCUAUGGAGAAAUUAUGAGCUAGAGUUUCUUUGAAUAAGAAAAAUACAACAAAGGCCGUCAUUUUAGCUCAGAUCUAUAUCACUCUUCGGCACUACUCUUGCAGCCAAUCAGAUUCCUUAAAAUAUGGGCUUUAUAUCUAUAUCACUUGUCGGCCUCGGCAAAUUACAGGGCUGAUAAAUAAAUAGUUAUUUAAUAAAAAAUUGUGUUGUGUUCUUCGUAUUCUUUUUAAUGUUUAAAGUAUUUUUUCAUGAUGCAGUUGUUGAAUUCUAGUAGUUUUCUUCUCUAUUUCCAAUAAUGCUAAAUGUGUUAUCUUAGCAUACUAGCUCCUCCGAGUCAUGUUAUACAAAUCAUGUUUUAUGCAUGGGUAAGUCCUCUCAUAUAGCCUUAUGCAAAUAUAACAUUAAUUUACUUCGUUGUACUGCCUGUUAAUGCUUUUAAAGCAACAGUCCAUAGUUGUUUACAGAAACUGGUGAUGAAAAAAUUAUUUAUCAUUUUAAGGCCGAUUAAAGAAUUGUUGCUGGAAAAUGUAUUUUUUUCUGAUUAGAGCCACUGAAUUACUGUGCCAGAUGAUAUACGAAAAUCACUGUAAAUAUCAUAUACGAAAACUUAAUAAACAAAUUAUAUAAAAUUCAUUUCUUAAAAGAUCUCUUCUAUUUUGAAGGUAUUCUACUUUUUUUUCAGAUGCACAAAUAUUAAUGCUUAUUUCAUAUUGUUUUAACUGUAGUUUGCUUUAUGAUAGAAAAUAAACCCUUCCCUUUAUACGCUAUUUCUAUUUUCAUGUGCAGUAAUUAAGCUAUGUUUAUUGUUCUGAAAAUAAUUAUGUUUUUAAUAUUGAGAAAUAAUUCUGUAAAGAUUUUCAAAAUGAAGUUUUCGUAUAGAAGUAUGGACUGUCUUUUUUUAAAAAUUCAUGCUACAUAUUUUCUAGUUAUAUGCAUUUUUAGUAACAAAAUUUUAGAUUGCAUAAUAAUAAUUAGCAAUUUAAAAGCAUUGUAUUUAGGGAUUUUUAAUCAUUAUUUCAUAUAUGUCAUUGUUUGUCAUUCACUAAUUGAAGGCUUCUCUAUAUUUUAAAGCGUGUACUUAUAUAUGUAAUUUUCUUAAUCAUAAGAAAGUUGUCUAUUCAAAAAAUAAAGAAUUUGAUUUUAAACUGAAAACGCCUCAUUUUAUUACAUAAAUGUUAUACAACAAAAUCCUAUGUACUACCAUUUCGUUAAAACCUUGUUCGAAGAAAAUAAAACUAAAAUGCAAAUAGGUGUAUCAUUGUCUUCAUUUGGAUAGUUAUUAGCCCAAAUGAGGGUGUGUGCGAGUUGUCUUCACUUGGCACGUCUGUGUAUCGGUUGUCUCCAUUUGAUGGCAUAACGACCGGUUUGAAGCCAAUAGGUUUAGCAGUUUAUUAAACAACAAACUAUGAACUUGUGCUUUUUAUAUGCAAUAUAAAAUGAUUUGGGUAACGUAUCAUGUCUGGAAAUACAUGUAUCGAAUUGACGGUGUCUCGCCCGACGUCCUCAUUUGAAGGUGUAUGUACGUACGCGCGCGUGUGUGUGUGUGUCACAUACUUUUUUACUAAACCCAUUGACAUAUUUCUUUACCACUUAGAAUAUAUCUAUUUACUUUAAUGACAACAACUCAGUAUAUAUUGAACCUUUUUUCAAAGACACCUCUGAUUUUUCUAUCAGGCUUGCUGUCAUAUGGUAUGCUCUUGUUUCGUUCGGCUCGUUCAUCACAUUAUAUGCUGAACUGAACGGUCAAUCAAUCACAUUUUCAUGACAUUUGUAUUCCAGAGUGUCAAAGGUUAUAAGUUUACAGAACAAUGAUUUAUUUUUAAUGUGCAUGUGAGAUAAUCAUUUGUGGAUUUCUUUUUAUGCCACCGCAAUCUGCGAUGCGGUGGCAUAUAGCAAUUCACCUGUGUGUUUGUAUACUUCACUUACCGAGGUAAAUUAUAUGUUUACACACCCACGUACCGAGGAACAAAAAAACACUGAGGUACUUUUCCCAUUACCUCGGUAUGUGUACCUCGUAAAAUGCGCGCAUUUACUACGACACACCUAUUGGCGAAAUUUUGUGAAAACCUCGGUUUAUCGUUAUCGUGCUUAUGUGUGUGUCAGUGUGUGUGGCCACACACCAUGGUACCAAAUCAGUUAAAUCGUAAACUAAUUUUUAGACAUGCGCAGUUCAACCAUUCAUGCACCGGAAGUAGGCAUUUCAAGAUGGCGGAGUAACACGAGAUAAUGCGAGGCAAUGCCUAACCCAACAUCAGCUGUUGGCUAAAUUCAAUUUAAAAACUACGUUUUUUGGGAAAGGUGUAGAGCCUACUCAGGUUUACAAAGAAUAACAUUUCACACUAAUACAGUAGAAUCAAAGUCCGGUCGGACGACUGGCUUUCGAAUUUACUUCUUCAAUUUCGAGGAAUUGUUCAAAGUUGCUGAAUUUGCACACGAGAGUGACAUGGCCGCCAUUAUAGUUAAUAUGCCAUAUUGUUAAGAAGUACAGACAUUUAGACAAGGUAAUUCUUUUUUAAACAUUUUGGAAAGUAUUCUCAUAAUUUCAUUAAAGAAUUUACCCCGACCCGGGUGAAAGCAGUUUUCUGGUUUGAAAGUGACGAGUGUUUUUCAUAAAUAAGGUAGAUAGGUUUGCGCAGAGAGAUAUAGAUAACAUUGGAUCUUCAUCUUUGGUGUGAGGACCCUCCGUGGCCAGGUGGUCAAGGUUGCUGACUUGCCCCUCAUAGAUACGGGUUUGAAUCUCACUUUUGGCGUAAAAUUCUUUAUAGAGGUAGCCCUCCAGCUCGGGCUUAUGGAAAAUCGGUGGUACUAUUGUGGUGCCUGCUCGUAAUGAAACAAUGCAGGGGAGGCAUAUUGGGUCUUCCUCAGAAAGAAAAAAAAAUAGACAUAGAUUCUAGUUAAAUUAGGAGGGAAAGUGGGAAUCAUUACAUCCAUUAAUGAGAAGAAAUAGUUAAUUCCAGUAACUUUUACAUUUUUUAUAUCUUUACAUACAACAAUUACAAAUAUGAUAAUUAUAAGUCUUUGGUUACAUAGCAAGAGCAAAGAAAAAAUAAUAAUAAGGACAUAAAAGGUUGUUUAAACUAGAUUCUAAUUAAUGACAUAAAUGUGUAAUAGUUGUACUGGUCACAAUGUAAUAAACAGGUACAUUGAAAAAACCCGCUCAGACCAUCAGUUUUCCAAUUUCAUGACUAUGUAAGCCAGUUCCUAUUCAUGAAGUUUUUGGCAUUUACAUUAAAAUUUAAACAAGCGUCAUUACUCACGCGGUCAUAUUCUCAUUUGAGCUGUCAGUUUAGAACAUAUUCCAUAAACAUGGUGUUGACUUGUCAGAUACAAUUAUUAUCCCUAGCUUUCUUGGUGAUUUUAGUGGUUAAAAGAUCAUUAAAUAACAUUAGUCUAGUGAUUUAGUUUUGGGCCUAGGUACGUGCUACAAGUCUCAGAACUUUGUAAAUUUUAUUAAGAAAGUAUAAGAAAUUUAUUUACUACCGUUUAACCGCCCUCUCCCCAACAGCCUCAGAACUAGUUCGAUUAAAUAUGGAACAAUAUGGAACUUAUCAUAUAUUUAAAUUCUAAUCAAACUAACCAUCUAACAUCAUGGAAAUGUCUGAAAAUUAUGGGUCGGACUUGAUUGGGCAACUCUUUUUGGCUUGCAGCCACGACUGCAAGCCAUUUCAUAUGGAAAACUUGUUCCGGUUAGGUGGUUUCCUGCUUACAUCUGUUGGUGCAUGAUUGAACGGGAAACCAGCUCCAAUCGUGCCAAUCGCAACUUUUCGGCCUUUUCCGUCACUCUUCGGAUUAAUUAUAAUAGCCGAUGUAGUUCCGAGUGCAAUCGUGACAAUUCGGGCGAUUCCGUCAUACUGCGGAAUCAGACGAAGUAAUAUUACGGAAAUCUAAGCUAUUUUAGUUACUUCGGUAAUCCCAUAUUGUUUAUAUAAAUAGGAUUUCUAUUUUUACUUGAUUUAUCGGUUUAAACCGAAAUAAAUUUUAAACGAAAUUGUUCCGUUUCAAAUGUUUUUCAAGACGGAAAAGUUUGUUUCUUUUAUAAUUAUUUUUUGUCUGUAUUAGUUUUAUACAAUAGAGGAUGGUGACUGUAGUUCAAAGGGUGGUCCUGCUUACCAAAUCACGCAUGACCGAGUUAUAUUUAGAUCUACUGAACGCAAGGUAAUCUAAAAAUAGCCCAUGCAUAUCAUUAACCUUGCCACGUGCUGAAUCGUCUAUUUGUGAUCGUGUAACAUAGUUGAUACAUGGUACCACGUAAAAGUAUUUUAGUGCAUUUACUUGUCUAUAAAGCAAAGGAAUGAUUUCGCUGCGAAAAAGGGGAAAUGAAAUGUGCACACUUGUUUUCCUUCAGUAUCACGUUAGUAUUUUUACGGUUGAUCAUUUUUUAUUAGUUUUAUACAAUAGAGAAUAGAUUGACAAAAAAUAUUCGGUUUUCCAAAAAAAAAAAAAAAAAAAAAAAAAAAAACACCAACUAAAUAAACCCUUUAUGAUAUACAAAUACCGUAAUUCAAAAAAAAAUGUGAUAAUAAAUUGAAACCAAAAAAAAAAAACAAUUUUAAAGGGUUGGGAUGAAGGCACAACUGUGCAAGCCUUUCCUUUUAAAAGGAAACUUUAUUACUCUUUCUACUCCAAACUCUCCACCGUAUAGGCAGGGAACUUUGGAGUGUGACGUCACAAACCAACAUGGCGGCUUCUUCAGAAAGACGAACCAAUGAAUUGUUUCAAUGUGAAGACUGUCACAUUUUUUUCUGUCUAUGGAGGUCUUUCACAACCAUCCAUGUGUAGCUUCAGGUAUAUAAUUUUAUUCCUUAAUUACCAAAAUAAAUUUAGAAGGUAUUAGUUUCCUUUUAAGCCGCGAAUUGAUGCAACAUUUCGACCGAGACUUUUCGAUCCAAGACUUUUCGCCCUUAAUAAAGUAUAAAGUUUAUUACCAGAAAAAGCAAUACAUAUUAUUUUCCUUUUUUGAAACCAACAUCAUCUAACAUUAAACAAGAUAUGUUUGUAAAACAUGUAUGCCCCCUAUCAGCAGCCAAUUAGUCAUGUGAUAAGGUUAUUAUGCAUGACUUCUGACCCAGUGAUCAAACAAUUAAUAAGGGUUAUCAAGUAUCUACUGGUCAUGACCUUAACCUUUGACCCCUU
Ruditapes philippinarum (Manila clam) is the source of this 9336-nucleotide messenger RNA. RefSeq lists its product as uncharacterized. Bases 1176 to 2171 code for a protein of 331 amino acids. The transcript is spliced from 3 exons. Gene Ontology annotation, molecular function: DNA binding. Lineage: Eukaryota; Metazoa; Mollusca; Bivalvia; Venerida; Veneridae. The record is from RefSeq and is a predicted model, not a curated record.